This is a messenger RNA of Camelina sativa (false flax), 1378 nucleotides long. RefSeq lists its product as uncharacterized. Gene Ontology annotation, cellular component: chloroplast. Lineage: Eukaryota; Viridiplantae; Streptophyta; Magnoliopsida; Brassicales; Brassicaceae. The record is from RefSeq and is a predicted model, not a curated record.
UUGCAGUUGCACAAUCAUUUAUUUUCGCUUGUUUUGGUAAAUAUAAACCAUUAAUCGAGUCAGUCAACAAACAAAGAUGAGGUGAGGUGAGAUGAAUUAAGCAUCAAAGCUGAAUUCAAAAACAAUGGCGAUUUCUACAUUACUCUCAAUCUCUCCUUUCACUCUAUCUUCUUCCUCAUCAACAAAAACCCAUUUCCUAACUACUAGGGUUUAUUUUUCAUCAUCUUCGUCUUCGACUUCUCCCAAAUUGAAUCAAAACAACCGUUUCCUAGAGAGUCAAAGUUCCAGUCUUUACCACCCAUUACGCCGCAAUAUCACCAGAGUCUCUUCUUCUCCAGAUGGGUUUCUCGGAAAAGCCAAGGAAGACGAAGAAGGAGACGAAAUCAUCCAGCUUCCAUCAAUUGGUGUGAACCCUGUUAAAUUCGCGAUUUGCGUUGCGUUGUGGGCUUCGUUCUCUUUGCUUUGGUUUGCUAGGUCUGGAGAUGCCAAAGCUGCUACUGAUUCAAUCAAAUCAUCGAGCUUUGGUCUCAGAAUCGCCGCAGCUCUUCGCCAGUUUGGUUGGCCAGACGAAGCUGUGGUGUUUGCUUUAGCUACACUUCCGGUUAUUGAGCUCCGUGGUGCUAUUCCUGUUGGUUAUUGGAUGCAGCUGAAACCUACGGUUCUCACUUUCUUCUCUGUUCUUGGCAAUAUGGUUCCAGUUCCAUUCAUAGUACUUUACCUCAAAAAGUUUGCGUCUUUCUUGGCGGGUAAGAGCCAAACAGCUUCUAAAUUACUCGACAUUUUAUUCAAAAGAGCUAAAGAGAAAGCUGGACCAGUGGAAGAGUUCCAAUGGUUAGGGCUAAUGCUAUUUGUAGCUGUUCCGUUCCCUGGAACCGGUGCUUGGACAGGAGCUAUCAUAGCAUCGAUCCUGGACAUGCCGUUUUGGUCUGCUGUUUCGUCUAAUUUCUGCGGGGUAGUGUUGGCUGGACUGUUGGUGAAUUUGCUGGUGAAUCUUGGUCUGAAACAAGCCAUUGUAGCUGGUUACUUUUAUUUCUAUGCAAGAGAUAAUAUAAGUAUCAGUAAUAGUACAUCAAAUGGAAAGGAAAAGAUGGUGCAAGCUCAUAAAUGUAACAAACUACUUGUGCCAACAACAACUGUUUUCAGUUCUAUACAUAUUCAGAUGUAAACAAUUCAUCGAAUAGGAAAUCAAGUGCAAGAACAAAGAUGUUAAAGCGAUUGAGGGUUGCUUUCAACAUGAAAUCAUCGAUUGAUUUAGGCUUGUAGGCCAAUCAAGGGUAACUGAAAUUAUUUUAUGUUCAAGAGAAUCAACUGUAACAGGGUUAUAAGGUUGUUUUUCUUCCAAGUAGCUCUAAGUGUGGGUCGAUUCUUAUGGUUGUUA